AUGUCGUCCAUCAAUAUCGACGAGCGCUCCUCCUUGUUCGUCGGCGAUCUCCACCCGGACGUGACCGAAGAGAUGCUGCUCAACACCUUCAUCCCCUUUGGUCCGAUCUUCUCUGUGCGGGUGUGCAGGGACAGGGAGACAUUGCUCUCCCUGGGGUAUGGCUAUGUUAAUUUUGUUAAUCUCGCUGAUGCUGAGAAUGCCCUAGACACCCUCCUCUUCCAGGUGCUUAUUGACAGGCCCAUGAGGAUCAUGUUUUCCCAGCGAGAUGCCACACUUAGGAAGACCGGGAUCGGAAACAUCUUUAUUAAGGGUCUGGCGAAGAGCAUCAAUAGCCUGGCUCUCUACGACACCUUCUCCACCUUUGGUGACAUCCUCUCGUGCAAGGUGGUCUGUGAUAAGAACGGCUCCAAGGUGUAUGGCUACGUCCACUUUGCCACCUAUGAGGCUGCAGAGAUGGCCAUUAGGAAACUAAAUGGCAUGAUGUUAAAUGACCAAAUAGUGUCUAUUUGCCACUACAAAUUAUACGAGGAGCGUCAGGCUGAGCGGAUGGCCAGUUUUGAGACAAGGAAUCAGGACCACCAGAGGCAGUACCCGGGUGUGUGUCUCUAUGUGUCCAAUCUGCCGUACAACAUGCACAACGAGCAGCUCCGCACAGCAUUCUCCCCCUUUGGAACUGUCAUCAGUGCAAAGAUGAUGAUGGAGAACGGGUGGAGCAAAGGUUUUGGAUUCGUGGCCUUCAUCUCAGCUGAAUCUGCCACUAAGGCUGUGGCAACAAUGAACGGCCGUGUUGUUGGCGGCAGACUUUUAAGUGUUGUCCUGUCCCUGCACAACCAGGAGAAGUCCCGACCUGGCAACAAUGAGCAUGAGAAUGAGUCACCACCUCCUGCUCUGCGCCCCAUCCCGCCUGAUGUGCCCUCUGGACAGUUUGUGGCCACUGUUCCUCAGGUUCCCGACUCCGUGAGUGUCUGUCCUGUUAACCAGCUGGUGCGGCUCCAACCAAACUCUCGACGGGCUGCAGUGGGUGUUCUCCCUCAGGGUGAGAGUCUCCGCCCACUGAUCUCUGCAGCCCUAUUGGACGUUUUGAACUCUGAGCUGCCACACCUGCUGAUAUCAGUUCCUUUUAACUGCAAUGUCAGUGCUCAGGGAACCUCAUUCUUAUAUAUGGCUACUGAAAUCAGCAACAGUCGAAAGUACUUCUUCAUUGCUGGGAGGCUGGCUCAUAAAGUCUUUGGAGAGCACAUUCACAUCAGGUCUGAGCUGCUCCACAUCCUGGACCGUUCUAAGUCUCUACGCCUUAAGAAGACUUCACCACCUACUGAUCCAGCAGCAAUUUUUCAGCUCUCCAACGGACUCUCCGCUCAGGCUGAUGUACUGGGAGUUCAUCAGCAACAAUUACAACAGCUGACCGCAUUGACAGAGGAGAUGGUGAAAACCUUCACCUAUCCGUGA
Molecule: messenger RNA, 1449 nt
Organism: Myxocyprinus asiaticus (Chinese sucker)
Lineage: Eukaryota; Metazoa; Chordata; Actinopteri; Cypriniformes; Catostomidae
Product: polyadenylate-binding protein 1-like
Exons: 10
Coding region: 1-1449 (482 amino acids)
Cellular component (GO): ribonucleoprotein complex
Molecular function (GO): RNA binding
Source: RefSeq, a predicted model, not a curated record